AAAAAACUAUGGAUUUUUGUUGUUUGCGCAGUGACGUUUGCAAUUUGCGUAUUUUAAAGAUUGUAUUUUUUAUCUUAUUGAAUGUGUAAAAUAAUAAAAAAAUUAAAUUGUUAAAAGAAAGUGUUUUUUUUUGUGAAGAUUUGACUUAUUUUUAUUUGCAUCUUCCAUAAUGACGACGAUUGUGGACUUUGAAUUUGCUAAAUGCGGUUUGUUAUUGCGGUUAUUAUUUACUUUGUUAUUGACCAUGGAAUUUACGCAAGGGACAACGGCGCACAAUAUCUUUGGCGAAGUGAAUCCAGCUGAAGUUGAAAAGAUUGCGAUCGGAGCCAAUAACAACAUAACGUGCCGAAUGAUUAGAAGAUACUUUAAUGAGAAUAACAGCUCCUGUCUGCCAUACUACCAAGAACAAAGUAGUAGCAACACAACAACGAUCCCAAAAGACCAGAUAAAUGGCGUAAUUAAACCUUCGAUUAAAACAGCUAAAUACAGUUGUAAAUGCGAUACUACUGAUACUAGUAUUCAUGUUGGAAUCACACCCGUUGCUGUUAUCGAUUUUGAAUGUCGUGGUUAUGAUUUCAAUACAAUGGCAUGUAAAUUUACCAUUCCUGAGAAUAAUAAAGGCACCGAUUACAAAUUAAUUUUCUCAACUGCUCCUACUCCUGAAAAGGAAUGUGUUCUUCUGGAAACUAAUAAACCUUCUGAAAGAAUCUGCAAUUUGCAAAACGAUUUUAGACCAGUUAUAUGUUGCUAUAAAUUUAAAUUAAUCGCAAGCAAUUCACUUGGAACUCUUACUCAAAUUCUGUGGAUUGAUCUACAUAGUAAAAUUGUCCCAGCUAAACCGAACGUAGAAGUUGAGAAUUUGACAACAAACAGCGUUUCAUUGAAUUUGGGAGUUGAAAAAUUUAGCCACUACAAGUUUACAGAUGGUUUGAAAUACGAGAUUCGUGUACAUCCUGAAAUGUUUGACUCGUUUUACAUUAGUGGCCCAUUACAAAAGAAAGCAUAUAAGGCUGAAAUAAAUGAUUUGCCAUAUUCCUACCAUAGAUAUGGUUAUAGUGUCCGGGUUAGGACUGUAAGAGCUGAUGUCAAAGACGAGACUAUGUGGAGCGAAGCAUCUGAAGGAUAUUUUUACACAAAGCCAAAACGACCAGAUCGUGCACCAAAGAUGAUUGUUGGUAGUUUCGAUAUUGACUCUACAGGAGAAAAGAUUCGUUUAUAUUGGGAGGAAUUGGCAAAACAUGAGGAAAAUGGUCCAGAUUUUAGUUACAAUUUUACAGAAGUUCGUUGCGAUGGAAAAUUAAUCAAAACAUUGAUUAUCGCUAUGGACACGAAUUUGGCCCUGCUGACAUACAAAAAUACAUCACAUUACACUUUUAAAUUGAAAAGCCAAAAUCGAAAUGGAACAUCAUUAAAUUCAAGUGAUAUUGAAAUUAAUCCUCGUACAACAAAUAUACCCAAACCAGAAAUAACAAAAAUAUAUCACCAACAAAACCAAACCUAUACCAUUGUCUGGCAACGACCAACAAAUGUAUAUAAUUUGAGUAAUUUUACGCUGCUGUCAUGUGUCGCAAAAACAGAAUCGAAAACGGAUUGUUUGGGAAAAAUAAAUUUUGAAACUAUUGAUAAGAAUGCAAUUAUGUACACAACAACAAUGUCAGACAAUCGAACUCUCAACUUCGCUUUGUCAGAAAACUUUGAAAAUUACAGCACUGGAUUAAGUUGGGCAACAUGUGCUCCGGAAUAUGAACCCAGACUUGGAUAUCUCUCUCUCGAUGAAGCAAUCAUUUCACAGGAUUCUAUUCAUCUCCAAUGGACUACCGAGUGUUGGUACAGUUCUAUUUUAAAAGAAUACAACUUAACAUACUGCAUGAUUGAAAGUAAAGUUGGAAAAGAAUGCAUUGGUGAAAUUAAAACUUUACGGAUACCGAGUAUUAACAAUAAUUAUGUUAUAAAAGGUCUCCAACCUUCUACGAGUUACAAAAUAUGGAUUCGUAUGGUCUCCAUAAACGGUGAAGGGCCAGCGACUGAACGUGUUAAAAGUACCACCGAAAACGAUAAUAACGAAAUUAUUAUCGGAAUUUUAUCUUUGUCAGUUUUGUUUGUAAUCCUUUUAUGUUGGAUAUUAAAAGAAUUUAUAAGAAUGAAAAAUAUUGAAUACAAGAUACCUGAGGGUCUUGUUGAUUUUGAAAAUAAACCGCUCAAAACAAAAACUAAUAAAGAUGUUAGGAAAACAUUUGGACACACUGACUUCUGUCGAAAAGGGGAUGAGAUGUUGUUACCCAAUAUGUAUUAUUACAUUCCAAGAAUUCUUCAAAGAAAAAAUAAUUCUGGCGACUGCGAAAUUGAAAAUUAUGUCAUAAAACCUUUAAAAAGCUCUUCCUUAUUAUCUGUUAAUCAAGAAGUCGUGAGCCAUACAAUAACACUGGAAAAGAGUGAAAGCCCACCGAUAUCUACCGAAAUCCAUUAUUCAGACAAUACCUGCUUCAAACCUACAAUUAUCAAAAAUAGCUGUGUAGAACCGCAAGCUAAAAAUCAGGAUAAUGUUGUACUAUCAUCAUUGAAUGGAUAUAUCACACCAAGCGCCAUUGCAUUAUUGAGUGAAUUGAAUCCAGAAUACAUAACAAAGAAACAGCUCUUGGAUAUUAGUCAAAGUUUGAAAUUUAUUUGGCUUCUCGUUAUAACCAUAUGCUUGGCAACGUCACGAGUCUCAGCAAACGAUUAUAUUGGGGAAGUUAUACCGCACCAUGUUGAGCUUCCCAUUGGAGGUAGUGUAAACAUAACUUGCCGAAUGAAUAGAAGCUAUUUUGAGGACAAUAACAGUUCUUGCCUGUCAUUUACCCGAGAUCAUGGCAAUCUAAUGGUAGCCAAAGAGCACAUUCAUGUGGUAGAUAAUUCUUCGAUUGUUUUUAUGAUUCGUAACGCUACAGAGCAAACAGCUCGAUAUACUUGUAAAUGCCAUUCUAAGGGAGUGUACGUUACUAAUAUUUUUGUCGGUACACCACCUACAAAUGUAACCGAUUUUCAAUGUCGUGGAUAUGAUUUUUCAUACAUGACUUGUAAUUUUACCGUUCCGGAAAAUAAAAUUUACACUGAUUAUAAGCUGAAAUUUUCUACAAGUUCACCGUACCGGGUAUGUAAGCGGUUAAAUGACAGAAAGUUAUGCCAAAAUAAAUAUUUGCAGGACUAUAUUUAUCCAUGCAACCUUGAGAAUGGACUUCAAACAUCUGAGAGAAUUUGCAAUAUAACCAUGGACAAAAAUAAUUAUAGAAUUGUUUAUCAGUAUUACAACUUUGAAUUAACUGCAACCAAUUCACUUGGUACUCUUACUCAGUCUAUUAUGAUUGAUCAAUAUAACAGAAUUGUACCAGCGAGACCCAUUAUUGAAGUUGGAAACUUAACAACAAACAGCGUUACUUUCUAUUGGAUGGUAGCCAAAUUUAGUCAAUAUAGCCAUACAGAUGGUUUGCAAUACGAAAUUCGUUUACGUCCUGAAAAAUUUGAUUGGUUCUACAUUAAUACCAAUGCAGUUUUACACAAAAACGAAAAAGAUUACAAAGCUGAGAUAAACAAUUUGCAAUAUUCUUAUCGUCGAUAUGAUUUUAGUGUUCGAGUUAAGACAGUUAGGGCUAAUAAUAGUGACGAGACAAUGUGGAGUGAACCAUUCGUAGGACAUUUCUACACAAAACCUAGAAGACCAGAACGUGCACCUAAUAUGGAUGUUGGAAGUUUUUAUAUUGAUCCAACUGAGCAAAAUAUUCGUCUAUAUUGGCAACAAUUAGCAGAGUAUGAAGAAAAUGGACCAGAUUUUCUAUAUAACAUCACUGAAGUACGCCGCGAUGGGAAAUUAAUAAAUAUCAUGCCCUUCCAAAUGGACUCGACAUCAGCCACAUAUGAAUGGCAACGAACAUCGCAUUAUCAAUUUAAAUUACAAAGUCAGAAUAAUGUUGGAAGUUCAUUAAAUACAAGUAUUUUGGAAGUUCAUCCCAGUCGUAAGCGACCCCUACAAAUUGAACAAAUACAAGUGAUAACAAAAGUUUAUCACAACCAAACUUAUACAAUCACAUGGAGACAACCAUCUGAUAUGGAAAACUUGCGUAACUUUACUUUAUUCUGGUGCAUUUCAAAAAUGGAAUCACAAAGCCAAUGCAAGGGUACAAUUAAUUUUAAACACUUUGACAAGUAUACCACUAAUCACACAACAGAACCACAAAAUCAUACGCUCAACUUUGCAGUCUCGGCAAAUUAUGAAACCUACAGUACUGGUAUGAUGUGGGCUAUGUGCACCGCUGAUGGUGCAACAGACUUAACUAAAAUGGACCCUGAGACAACUCCAAUUUCAUCGAAUAGUAUUAAAGUUCAAUGGAGUACUGAAUGUUUAUAUAUGGCAAUUUUGGAGGGAUACAACUUGACAUAUUGCAAGGUGGAUAAUCAUGCCCCUGAAAUGAUUGGAAAUUGUAUAGAUAGCGAAAAAACAAUAAGCAUAUCUAAGCUUGCCAAAGAACAUAUUAUAACUGAAUUAGAACCUUUUACGACUUACAAGAUAUCGAUUUUAAUGUACUCUAAACUGAAAAUUGGACCCAUGAGUAAUCCUGUAACAGCAACUACCACCGAGGAUGCACCAAGUCCACCAAGAAAACUUAAAAAAUAUAAUGUAACUAGCGACUCGGUUACUCUGUCUUGGCUUCCACCUAAACAUAGUAAUGGAAAUCUUCGAUAUUAUACUGUUUGGUACAAAAACGAAGGCACUAUAGUCAAUAGCACAUCUAACGAUAAUGGAAGCGAAAUAACUUUCCAACUUGGAAGCCUGAGCAGCUAUUCUGAUUAUAAAGUUUACGUCACUGCACAUACAGUUAAAAGCUCAGUACCGAGUAAUGAUAUUCACUUCAAGACGUUGAUUGGAAUUCCCUCGCCUCCACUUUCAUUUAAUAUGAACCGAAAUGACAAAGAACUUUUCUUUAGUUGGUCACCACCGAAACUACCAUCAGGUCGUGUUGAAUUUUAUGAAAUUCGUGUAACCGUUCGCAAGAACAAUGAAAGUGAGACCUUGAAAACAUCUCGUGUUGUAGGUCGUUUUUGUAAAAUGAACAUACCCUGCUAUGAUCCAAAGAACUCUUACAUUUUCGAUGUUCGAGCUGUGAAUGUAGCUGAGAGAAGUGAAGUUGACUACCACACAUUUUCAAAACGCGACACUAGUACAUCAUAUUUCAAUUCAUUACAUCGAGGUGCAGCUAAAAAACGCCGUCAUUCAAAUGCAGAAAUUAAUGCUUCAAUUGGCGCUCCAUAUCAAAUCCAUGAAACUACCGAAAAGAACCUUCGUCAUCGCCAUGAACGUGAAAACUUGAAACUUAUGCAAAUAACAGAACCUUCAUAUGUUUCGCAGCUAUCAAGCCAAAUUCCCGAAGAAGCUCAAGAUGAUAGUAAUGAAGAUUUUAUAUGCAUUGGCGGAGAAAGGGAAGCUCUUAAAAUUCUUAGCCAAUACAAGGAUGCCACUCAAUAUAAACUAUUUUAUUCACUCUGGCAAAAUGGUCCAUUCUUUGCAUGUAGUGAAACGAAAUUCAGUAAAUUGACAAUGCUUGCAUUGGUUGUUAUUGUCGUCACAAUGCUAUUGUUGGCAACAGUCUAUUAUGCUCGCAAAAAAUACAACAAAAUGAGCAGUAUUGGCCUUGUGAUCCCUGAAGGUCUUGAUGACAAUAUUAAUGUGGCAAAGGGUGUCGACAAUAAAAUUGGACGUGAUGAUAUAAUACGCAGUGAUGAACUAUUUUACGAAAAAGAAAAUCAUCGUUUGCUCUCAAAAGUUGGAAAUGAUUCUGGAUUUUUAAAUAGUGUACAUUGUCUAGAUAAGACUAGUGGUUAUGCUUGCUCCGAUCUUCAAGACAGUGAAAAAAGUUCACAAAGUACUGAUUCGGUUGAACUUAAUGAUAUAACAAGUUGCUCGUAUACCUCCUCACCUUCACAUAGUCCAAAUGCUAAUUUGAGAGAAACAGCAACGAUACCUGAGGAUAGAUCGAAUCCACCCAUAAUACAACCCUCCGUCCAAAUACGACCCUCCGAAAAUGGUUAUAUUAAACCAAUAAUGAUGAGUAAUGGAUAUGUACAACCACAAGCUUUUCAACAGUUACAACAACAACCAAAGGAAACGCCCUCAUUCAACGGUUACACAACUCUUGAUGCUAUGGGCAAACCAAUAUUUCCUCAAACAUCGACGGCAGCUCCAGCACCAAUAGCAGCUGAAAGAAGUAGCUAUGAAAUUGUCGAACCAAAAAAUAAUGCCAACAAUAAAGACAUUGGCGCGAUACAACAUCCAGUAAGUGGAAAUAUAUGCGGAUAUGUAACACAUAAACAACUCUCUGAUUUUGGACAGCGUCUGCAGUAAGUAAUUUUAAUUCAAAUAUAAAAUUAGGUUUUUUUUUUCUUGCAUAAGACUUAUAGUAUUAAGAAAAAGUUAUAUUUUUUAUUAUUUUUACUAAAAAAAAAAACAUUUAUUUUGUACUUUAAUUUCGUAUAAACCAUAUUAGCUUUAUUGAAUUAAAAAUGCCACUUUUUUUUAUUUUAUGUAAGAAAUAUUCUUUUAUUAUAUACAACUACAUAAAUAUGACUACAAAAAAAUAUAAAUGAAAUUUAUUUAUAAUGAACACAUCAUUAAAGAAAGAAUAUAAAUAUAAUACAUAUGUAUAAUACAAUAAUUUGUUUAAGUUUCAUUCAUCUUAAAUUUUGUCUUAAUUGUAAUUUUUAUUAAAUUUUAAAUAAGUAUUUUAAUUAAGUUGUAAUUUAUAUUUUAUAUAAUAUACCUUGAAAUAUACAAAACAUAAUUUACUAUAGAAGAAAGUUAAUAACUUUAAAUAUUGGUUUCAUGUUAAAUUUGAGUGAAAACUGAAAAUGCUGGUAUUACAAAUAAUUAACUGCAUGAAUAAUUUAACGAAUAAAAAAUGAUACUACUUAAAUAAAUAGAAAAUUCACAUGAAAAUAAAAAAAAAAAUAAAAAAAUUUUGUGAUUUUCGAUUCAGUUAUUUUGCUGUUACAGUGUACAUUUUCUAGAACCACCAAACAAAAUUGUUACAAAAUUUGUAUCUAAAUGUGCAUUAAAAAAAGGCGAAUUCAAUACCAUUACGAGUAUUAUGACCAUGUUGAGAUACAGUUUGAAUAAUAUUUUAAAUGUUGAAACUA
Molecule: messenger RNA, 7164 nt
Organism: Episyrphus balteatus (marmalade hoverfly)
Lineage: Eukaryota; Metazoa; Arthropoda; Insecta; Diptera; Syrphidae
Product: cytokine receptor-like
Exons: 23
Coding region: 170-6373 (2067 amino acids)
Molecular function (GO): protein binding
Source: RefSeq, a predicted model, not a curated record